This is a messenger RNA of Solanum verrucosum, 658 nucleotides long. Its product is annotated as oleosin L-like. The record is from RefSeq and is a predicted model, not a curated record. The transcript has a single exon. Gene Ontology annotation, cellular component: membrane; monolayer-surrounded lipid storage body; extracellular region. Bases 5 to 451 code for a protein of 148 amino acids. Gene Ontology annotation, biological process: lipid storage; sexual reproduction. Lineage: Eukaryota; Viridiplantae; Streptophyta; Magnoliopsida; Solanales; Solanaceae.
AAUUAUGGCUGAUUACUAUGGGCAACCCCAACAUACUCAACACCAGUUCCUCCACGGAGCUGGGCAGCAGCCUCGUUCUCACCAGAUGGUGAAGGCAGCUACUGCUGUUACCGCCGGUGGAUCGCUUCUUCUUCUUUCCGGGUUAACUUUAGCUGCAACGGUGAUUGCGCUCACUAUUGCGACUCCCGUGCUGGUGAUUUUUAGCCCGGUGAUUGUACCUGCUGUUAUUACUCUCUUUUUGUUGUUCUCAGGGUUUUUGGCUUCCGGCGGAUUUGGCGUAGCGGCGAUAAGUGUGUUGUCGUGGAUUUAUCGAUACGUGACAGGAAAGCGACCACCUGGUGCAGAUCAGUUGGAGCAAGCAAGGCAUAAGUUGGCUGCUAAAGCUGGGGAGAUGAAAGAUAAGGCUCAGGAGUUUGGGCAGCAGCACAUCACUGGAACCCAUCAGACUUGAGCUACUAUAAGUUGUACUUAAAUUUGUUUAUUCAAUGCGUUGUGUAUGUUUUUGUUUGUAAGCUCUUUCAGCUUUUGUGUUUUGUUAAUUUUUGUGUUGUACCUACUGUUGCUAUGAGGCUCGUCUUCAUGACUGAGUCGGCAUUAAUAUAUAUUUUGUAAAAGUUUCUCUUUUAAAAAUUUGAAAUAAAUGUUGCACUUAGUUGUA